UUUUUUUGUCCCAGCUGAGUUGCCGUACGCGGAAAUGUCGUUGUCAAACCAAAGCUCACCUAGAAGAGAAGCGAUAUCUGUCAUUCAGCAGGUUUGUUUUGAUCAGACAACGUGGUGAGCAGAUCUGCUGGUGUGAGAUGGCAGAUGCUUCAGCUCAUGGUUUUGAAGCGGAGCCUCUGAAGGGUGGAGAGGCAGAAGGGAGCGUGUCUAAGGAGAAAGGCUGCGCAGGAACGCGGGGAUUGUCCCACCUGACAGGCUGGCGCACAGCAGCGUUGCUCCUCUCUCUCUUCGUGUGCCUGAUGGUGGUCUUCGCCUUUUCAUUCAUCCUUCCCUGCCCCGUACGGCCGCAAUACCUGCCCACCUGGAACCACACGCUCCCUGCCGCAGCCACAUAUAAUUUCCUGGCUGUUGAGGACGCCAACGGAGACAAAGUCUUGGAUGUGUUCUUCAUGUACAAGGAUGCUGAUGAGAGACGCAACACAUGUUUGAGUCGAAAUUUAUCAAUCCCCUGUAUGGUUUUAACGGCUGUUGAUGGUACGGAUGGGAAGACGCUUUGGAAAACACCUUUAGCUGCUGAAUUUGAUUGGGUGGAGUGUGGCGUAAAGGGGCUCGGAAGAAAAGGCUCAGGAUGUCUGGUCGCUCACGCAGACAAACUCACGGCGGUCGACACAAAGUCCGGUGAGAUAAUGUGGCGGCAGUCGCGCUCUAAUGUGACGGAUGGAAAUCUCCCGCUGAUCGGCGCUGUGGAUCUGAAUGCUGACGGAGUAGACGACUUUGCUGUGCUUUCAUAUAAUCCGGAAGCAUCAUCGUUCACACCCAUACCGACCGAGCUGGUGUUUUUCUCCGGGAAGUCAGGUGAUCAGAUCGGCUCACGGGUGGAUGUCGAUGUGAAUGGGGUUAUCGGUCAUCUACCGUUCAAAACGGCCAGCGGUGCUCCAUACCUGCUGUUACUCAAUGACUCAGGGCUGUACGCGGUGUGUGUGCAACAUCUGGCAGCUCGGGCUGGUCUGAAGUCUGCGCUGAAGAAAGAGAAAAGCUGGGAGGAAAGAUCAGAUGGUCAAACUGGAUUAGUCUCACUCUAUCAGUCUGCUUCUCUAAAGCGUGUGUCGGUUGUUCAUGACGGUAGUUCUCCAUCACUGCUGGUCCAAACGGACUCCAGCGUGUCACUGCUGCACACAGACAAACUGAAGAUCGCAUGGACCACCAACACCAGCGCUCUGCUCAGUGUGCCCACAUUUGGGCAAUUCGACAAAGAUGGAAUUCCAGACAUAAUGAUAGAGGAAGACAUUGGCAAUGACACCAAAAGGGUACUGGUUCUCAGCGGACACUCUGGAGAGGUCCUGUGGAAGCUCAAUCUGUCAUUCGGGACUUCAAGUCCUCGUCCGGCGUCUGUCCUGACGCAAAACGCUUUCUCAGUGUUCAUGCUUUGGGGACAGGGUCACAGCAACCAGACAAUGCAGUCAUCAUUCCUGCUGCAUCCUCGACACUCACAACUGCUGCUCGAAAGAAGAAAUUCUGCGCAGAACAUCGUCUCUUUUAAGGCAUCGCUGUUGGAGAAAGGUCGCCACGCCUGUUACCUCGUUCUGACUGGACCGGACGGACGACGGCACGCUGAAUUAGGCGAGACGGAGCCUGUGAUUCUGACCAAACGGAAGAUAAAGGACGACGUGUCGGUGAGCGGCGUUCUGGGAGUAGCAGCCGAUGAACCAAUCUCUGAAGACAUGGAGAAGUCCGUGAAGGAGGCCUUCCACAUGCUGCGCUUCAGCGACGCACUUUACUGAAACACUAAUCUUCAACCCAAAGGUCAUACAGGCUAAAAGCCAGUUGCUGCAUGCAGAACUUGCACUCUUGAAAUCCAUGUCUCGACCGUUUUAUUUACAAUAUCUGACUUGGACUAAGAAUAAAACCCAAGACACUAAACCAAAUCAUGAGGGCUUUCCCCCUGAUACGAUAAAAGCGAAUGUAUUUAUUUAGAAGGGACACAAACGUUCGGCUCAUGCUGCAUGAAAAUCAUAAACUACUGUAAAGCAUCAGAUUUCUGCGACUGUCAAGAGGUACAUUUACAUUCAGGAGUAUCUGGGAUUUCAUAUAACGGUGAAUCUCGUGCAGAAAAGUCCAGGUCAUGAAAAAUUGGAAAUUAGCAUAAAUGUCCUAAAAAAUAUAUAUUUAUAAAAUAUUUAUUAAAUAAAUAAAAGAAUUCACACUUGGACAAAAAAAGGUCUUAAUUUUCUUGAGCAAAUGUUCCUACUUUUGAUUCAGGUUUGAAAUAUGACCUGGACAUGAGAUUCAUUGUGCUUUUUUCAUUGUAUUUUUGUGCCUUAUUAGAGUGAUGUUUUAUUUAACACUACAGUGGAGGAGUUUACAUAAAACUAAAACAAGGCCUAACUUAGAUGUGUGUGUGUCUUAGUUUGCAGUUUAUUCGUUAGGAUGGAGACUUUGUGUCUCGUUUAAAUGGUUUGAUGAGUUUGGGAGAGUUUGUUUUGUUUUAUUCUGCUGCUGUUGUUAAAGAUGCACCUUUGCAAUACUGUUAACUCACUGUGGUAUGUUUCACAUAAUGCUGUACAUUUAGUGCCUCAAAUAGGGUUCUGAUCACUAAAGGUGCAGUUAUGAGUGUCCGUCUGUCUGCUUUGGAUCUUAUCUACAAAUGUGGGUUUAAUUUAAAGUAGGGAUGUAGACAUUUCUCUGAACCAAUGAGCAGAAUCUUGUAAAAUCAGAGCUUUAAAUCGUCUUAGGUUUUCUACUUUCACAGAAGAACCGGACGAUCAGCUGCACCAAAUCCAGAUGCCUUUCAAUCUAAAGAAGCCAAAAUAAAAAACACUGUGGAUAAAGUAGUAGUAGAUGAACAUGUUUCAAAUAAAUCGGUGGAGUUGAUGCUUUGUAUUUAUUAGAGUGAGUUUUAUUAAUAAUUAGUUAAGUCUAAGUUCACUGAUUUUGUAAACCUGUAGAUCAGGUCAAGAAUUUUGCAUCUGCUACAGUAUUUUCUGUCUUUAUUUGAGAAUAUUCUACUUGAUUGUACUGUUACACUGUAAUAAACAGAGUUCAUCCAGUGCUUCUGUUUU
Pimephales promelas (fathead minnow) is the source of this 3059-nucleotide messenger RNA. RefSeq names its product family with sequence similarity 234 member A (gene fam234a). The record is from RefSeq and is a predicted model, not a curated record. NCBI's taxonomy places the organism in Eukaryota, Metazoa, Chordata, Actinopteri, Cypriniformes, Leuciscidae.